This is a messenger RNA of Liolophura sinensis, 4483 nucleotides long. Its product is annotated as carboxypeptidase N subunit 2-like. Bases 140 to 1984 code for a protein of 614 amino acids. The record is from RefSeq and is a predicted model, not a curated record. NCBI's taxonomy places the organism in Eukaryota, Metazoa, Mollusca, Polyplacophora, Chitonida, Chitonidae. Gene Ontology annotation, molecular function: protein binding. The transcript has 2 exons.
GGGACAGUCAAAGAUUUAGGAGAGUGAAUUGAUCACAUGGUUUAGGACACCCUGCCCAUCAGCCUCAUGAGAACAUCUGCUUUCUACAGAUACUGAGAUAGUCACAGGAAAUCAUUGAACAGUUAGAGGUCAGCACCAGAUGUCUCUACCAUGGCCAAGGAGAAUUCUUCCGCUUGUCCUUGUUGUUGUAACUACGUGGUGUGUUGGGCUUGGAGAAGAACAGAUCUGCCCUUCCACUUGCCAGUGCCUCCUCCAAACGAUGGCAUGCAAGGGAGGUAACCUCGCAGAUGUUCUCACCAAAGUUCCACGGCAGACGUUCAGCCUGGACAUUUCUGCUGCAAAGUUUGCAUUCCAGUUGGAACAUCAGCAUUUUAAUCAAUGCCAAGCAAAAUACACCAUCCAAGAUUUGACACUUAGAGGAAGCCAGAUAAGCAGAAUCGGUGAAAAUGCAUUUACAGCAUUGGUCAACCUAAGAAAACUCAAUCUCAGUCAUAAUUCCAUUGGCGAAAUGGCUAGUACAUCACUACAAAGCGUGCGUGGUUUGACAGAGCUUGACUUGUCCAACAACCGACUGACAUCCUUCGAUAUGGCAUUCUCGAGUCAGAGUUCACUGACAUAUUUAAAUCUUGCUCAAAAUCGUCUUGGUACGAUACGAUCAGGAUCCUUCCAGUCAUUAUCGCGUCUGGAGACACUCAUUUUAGAUGGCAACAAGUUGUCCGCUCUUCAAGGUCACACAUUCCAAGGACUCCAGAGCCUUCGUCACCUUAGCAUGCAGCGGUGUGGAAUUCAUCACAUCCCUAAAGACUUGUUUUACAUCAUCCGAAAGCUUCGGACUCUCGAACUUCAGUCCAAUUUUAUUCGUGUCAUCCCCAAUUCACAAGACUUGCGCAACUUAGCUUUCCUACAGAAAUUGAAUUUGGAUAACAACCAAGUUACAGAACUGGGGGAUCUUCAGUUUGGAAGCAUACCCAUAGACAGUUUAAGUCUUUCACAUAACCAAAUCCAUAAAGUACCAGUCAAUACAUUUAAAUACUUUAAUGCCAAAUACGUAGAUCUCUCUUUUAAUCGUAUAAACUGGCUACCUCCUAGGACAUUUCAUCCAUUGGCUCCAGAGAUGACUCAUCUGAAUUUGGCAGGGAAUUCAUUAUCAAACAUUCCAAAUGGAGUUUUUCAAGGUUUGUAUAGAUUACAACAUUUAAAUCUAUCACGAUGCAACAUCAUGUCCCUACCACCCAAUGAUUUUACCUCUUUGCAACAACUGCGUGUUUUGGACAUUUCGGAGAACAGGCUACAAAAUCUCUCUUGGGAAGUGACCGCUCAAAUGAGGUCUUUGGCUUUAGUUAACAUUCAAGGAAAUCCAUGGCACUGUGACUGUUACAUUCAGCCAUUGCGUGAUUGGUUGAACGAUUAUUCGAAUCAGCAGAGAAUGGCAUGUUCUCAGUCGGGAGAUACAAAGAGCAGCAAUUCCAGAAACUGCUGGGAACAGAGAUGUAGUAGUCCUGAAGAUAUGCAGGAGUUAAUAAUUCAGCGCCUGGCUGACCAGCAGGUGGCGCUUUGUGCGACAUCCACAUCAUCAGCAGGGUUGUCCCUUGAUAACAUCAUCAUCAUGGUUAGCGUGAUAAUCGUCAUGGUGUCCGUCUCCAUUUCUGUUAUCGUCAUCAUGUGGAAAAAGCAGUGCUUCAAGAAGAUUUUCAAACACAAAGUGAAGAAUGUGAAGCAGCCUCCUUAUCAACCGUACACGAGUGACCAAGUCUCUGUUGAUCUCGGGUCCAUUAACGAAUCUGAUCGAGGAUUUCCGCUUCGGACUUACAUGCAAGCCCUUGAGGCAAUGAAUGGUCAGUUUUACGAUAUCACCCCAACAGACUCUAAUCCCCGCAGUUCCGACCAGUAUAACGGUGGCAGUGAUUUUGCUGUGGAAACGCAGUCCCGCACCUGUUCGUCACUUCAUUCCACCAUUGUGGUGGGCAGAGAGUCUGCAGUCUAGUCAUAUGAUCAUUGCCUAUAGCAUUCAUGCCUUUAUGAUAUUACUCCCCGUGAAUCAAAACUGUUACUUGAUGACAAACAAUUAAUAGGAUAUCUUGUGAGAAAUAUAUAUUUGGAGAGAAACACAAGACAAAGCAUAUAUGUACAUGUGUACACAAGAAUUUUUAUAUUUAUCUAAAACCAACCGUGGAGUAAAUCACCUAUAAUUUCAUGGAAUUUUCGGAACUAAUUAAUGACAUGUUAUAUUGAUAUUCUGGUGAAAGAUCAAGUGGAAUUUUCACCUGAUUUACAGUCGAUACGCUGGAAGUUUAAGUUAUUUUUCACCAACCAUUUUCCGGAGUGUACUUCAUUUCAUACAGCUGGGGGAUUAGUUGUUGAAAAAAUUCCAUUAAAUUGUAGUUGAUUUACUGCAUGCAUGAAAGCCAGUAUCUAUGCCACGGAAGGAAAACAAUUCUCAUAACACAGAUGUAUUAUUACAGAAAAAGAAAUUUUCAUCACUCCAUGCACUUGAAGGAAAUGGGACAGUCAUAACCUAGCUACCAUACCCAAAAUAUAAACUGCAUACAAACAGCUAGAUAAACCAAAGCUACCAUACCACUCUUCAGCUGUACCAUUUUAUCAUUUGUACAUGUAUAUACAAGCUAAUAGAGCAGUUUUGACACUGGCCUGUUUGUAUACACCGUUAUACACAGUCAAAUUGCUGUUCACAGGACAGUUGGGGGAGGGCGAGUAACCUCUGGGCAUGCUGGGGGUAGAAAUUUAAGGGUGAUGAGCACUAAAGGGGUGGUGCAAGUAGGUUGAAUUGACCUCAGAGGUCACAAGGCUCAACGAUGCAAAAAACAGGCACCUGAUGUCAAACGAAGUCACAUCAUACAAACUAUAUAUUAAAAAAAAGUCAUGUAUUAAAUGCAGUUUAUAUGGCCAACAACCAGGCUGAAAUUUUGUUUUGUCGUCAGCUCCAAUUUCAAGUUAAAAUAGAUGGUCUGCAUCUAACAGGUUGUUUAUAAAGUGUCUGUAUAUUUAAAUAAGACUGGCAUUCCACAGGGUGAACAAUACUGUUCAAUAUUAUAUAGAUCAACCAAACAAAGCAAACAAAAAUGAAUCCUGUGAAUCUGGGAAGAACAUAUAAACAAUUAUGGCAUAAAUAUGAGGAAUUUUUGAUACUGAGGCAUUAUGCAUUCCCCUCUCACAAUGAGAAAAACUGUUAUGUUUUAAUAACUAAUGUAUAAAUAACCGGUUCCUAUCAUUAAUAUUCAAUUCAAGUAUCCUACAAAUUUAAUGCUGCGUGGAAUGGUGUAAAAUCAGAAGGCAGACAAAUGCUCUGAGUCUCAGCCAAAAGCAGCUAGCUCACCAACACAGUUAUCUAUUUUAACAGAUUUGAAAUCCUUAACAAUCUUACUUACGUUCAUAUUUUUUAACAGUAAUUAUUUAAAGGAAUCUGAGUAAAGGCCACAAUUUGAUCCUACAGAUCACCUUCAAAACAUGUUUUCCUCUUCCCGCCAUCACUACAUGAUAGGCAUAUACAUGUAUGUGACAACAUUCUCUGAGGCGUAGAUUGUUUUAAAAGUCUGACCUUUAAAUCAGUGGCCAGCCCAGAAACUGAGCAAUAUGUGAUACUCAUAAACAUGUACAUUGUCUCCCAAAUGUCAAAGUACUGUACCUCACCUGUCUCUAAUAAAAAAGGGUUUUAGAGGGUGCAUGUACAUAUAUAUAUAGCAAUGUAUAAAGUCCUGGGGACUCUUGCACAAAGCACCUGUAAGCUAAGUUGAUUGUAAUGACCAUAUUAAACACAUGUGUGGCCAAGGUAGUUGAAGUCAACCCUCACUUUGUGCAGGGGGGCCCUGUUUACUUUUUUGCUUCCUAAAACUAAGAAUAUCACAGCAUAAUGUUCUGACAAGAUGAAGAGCAGAGCUCAGCCAUAACCCAGGUCUUAAACAUGUACUCACGAAUACAUCUUAUUUUUAAAGUUUCGCUUUGUAAUUUAAUACCUAACCAGUUUGCAUUAUUGGUCUGGCCAAUAAAAAGCUUACUUAAUUCUUUUACAGAGGAAAUCUUAUAACUGUCUUUCAAAAUGAAGCCUUCAAAGAGGAGAUGCAAGAAAAAUUUUCCUUACAUAUUUCUAUGAAUUCCAAGAGGAAAUGUCAGUUGCGUGAAAGUGGUCAAAUAAACGUGAGUAAGGCCCUAGCUGGGGCCACAUCAUAAUCCUAGACUCAAAUCAAAAUUUCAAAUCAAUUUAAAAUAAUUAUUUCUUAAGAAACAAGGUUUGAAUAUUAUUGGACACCUUAAAUUCUGGAGUAAAGUUUGAAGAAAAAAUUACCGCUAAAAUAACAAAGGGAGAUACAUGUACCCACUUUAAAGACUAAAGUUUUAACUUGAGCGUAAGGUGGCAUAUACUACAUGUAAGCAUGCCAUCACUGAUGUUUCUAGGCUUUGGUUGUGUUGGCUUUGACCAUUCACUUUAUACGACAAGAAUUAAGACUGGAAUUGUGCAAAAUGUCAA